Messenger RNA from Rana temporaria (common frog), 4263 nucleotides. Its product is annotated as zinc finger protein 850-like. Gene Ontology annotation, biological process: regulation of immune system process; regulation of cytokine production; negative regulation of transcription by RNA polymerase II. The record is from RefSeq and is a predicted model, not a curated record. NCBI's taxonomy places the organism in Eukaryota, Metazoa, Chordata, Amphibia, Anura, Ranidae. The annotation marks the transcript as partial. The transcript has 7 exons.
AUGUCCAUCCGGAAGUUUGGAAAAUGGGCUGCUUCAUCUGCCGGACCAUCGUAUUCCUCUUAUCCUGAGGAACCUCAGACUGUGAGGCACAGUGCCAUUCUUCCAACAGAGAAGAGCUUUUCAUGUACUGAGUGCGAGAAGUGUUAUUAUUCUAAAUACAAUCUUAAAGUCCAUAUAAGAUCUCACACAGGGGAGAAGCCGUAUUUCUGUGCUGAGUGUGGGAAGUGUUUUGUAAAAAAAUCAGAACUUGUAACACAUCAAAGAUCUCACACAGGAGAAAAGCCAUAUUCCUGUCCUGAGUGCGGGAAAUUGUUUUUAGUAAAGUCCAGUCUUCCUAGACAUCAGAGAGUGCACACAGGGGAGAAGCCAUUUUCCUGUUCUGAAUGUGGGAAAUGUUGUUUAAAAAAAUCAGACCUUGUUAGACAUCAAAAAUCUCACACGGGGGAGAAGCCUUAUUCCUGUUCUGAGUGCGGGAAAUGUUUUUCAGAGAAGUCCGGUCUUUACACACAUCAGAGAUCUCACACAGGGGAGAAGCCAUAUUUCUGUCCUGAGUGUGGGAAAUGUUUUUCAGAGAAGUCCAAACUUUACACACAUCAAAGAUCUCACACGGGGGAGAAGCCUUAUUCCUGUCCUGAGUGCGGGAAAUGUUUUUCAGAGAAGUCCAGUCUUUACACACAUCAGAGAUCUCACACAGGGGAGAAGCCGUAUUCUUGUCCUGAGUGCGGGAAAUGUUUUUCAGCGAAGUCCAGUCUUUACAGACAUCAGAGAUCUCACACAGGGGAGAAGCCGUAUUCCUGUCCUGAGUGUGGAAAAUGUUUUCCAAGAAAGAAAUGUUUUUCACAGAAGACCCUUAUUUACAGACAUCAGAGAUCUCACACGGGGGAGAAGUCGCUUUCCUGUUCUGAGUGCGGGAAAUGUUUUUCAGAGAAGUCCGGUCUUUACACACAUCAGAGAUCUCACACAGGGGAGAAGCCAUAUUUCUGUCCUGAGUGUGGGAAAUGUUUUUCAGAGAAGUCCAAACUUUACACACAUCAAAGAUCUCACACGGGGGAGAAGCCUUAUUCCUGUCCUGAGUGCGGGAAAUGUUUUUCAGAGAAGUCCAGUCUUUACACACAUCAGAGAUCUCACACAGGGGAGAAGCCGUAUUCUUGUCCUGAGUGCGGGAAAUGUUUUUCAGCGAAGUCCAGUCUUUACAGACAUCAGAGAUCUCACACAGGGGAGAAGCCGUAUUCCUGUCCUGAGUGUGGAAAAUGUUUUCCAAGAAAGUACCAUCUUACGAGACAUCAGAGAUCUCACACAGGGGAGUAGCUAUAUUCCUGUCAUGAGUGCAGGAAAUGUUUUUCACAGAAGACCCUUAUUUACAGACAUCAGAGAUCUCACACGGGGGAGAAGUCGCUUUCCUGUUCUGAGUGCGAUAAAUGGUUUGUAUCAAAAGCACACCUCGUCAACCAUCAAAGGUCUCACACAUAUUCUUGCUGUGAGUGCGGGAAAUGUUUUUCAAUGAAAUGCAAUCUUUAUAACCAUCGGAGAUCUCACACAGGGGAUAAGCUGUAUUAUAAAAAGUUUUUCUGUGCUGAGUGCGGGAAGUGUUUCAGUUUCAAAAGCAGUCUUUAUAAGCAUAAAAAAUCUCACACAGGUGAGAAGCCGUAUUCCUGUUCUGAGUGCGGGAAAUGUUUUUCAAUGAAGUCCAAUCUUUCCACACAUCAGAGAUCUCACACGGGGGAGAAGCCUUUUUCCUGUUCUGAGUGCGGGAAAUGUUUUUCAGAGAAGUCCAAUCUUUCCACACAUCAGAGAAUACACACGGGGGAGAAGCCUUUUUGCUGUUCUGAGUGCGGGAAAUGUUUUUUAAAGAAGUACAAUCUUUCCACACAUCAGAGAAUACACACCGGGGAGAAGCCUUUUUUCUGUUCUGAGUGCGGGAAAUGUUUUUCAGAGAAGUCCAGUUUUUCCACACAUCAGAGAUCUCACACGGGGGAGAAGCCUUUUUCCUGUUCUGAGUGCGGAAAAUGUUUUUCAGAGAAGUCCAGUUUUUCCACACAUCAGAGAUCUCACACGGGGGAGAAGCCUUUUUCCUGUUCUGAGUGCGGGAAAUGUUUUUCAGAGAAGUCCAGUUUUUUCACACAUCAGAGAUCUCACACGGGGGAGAAGCCUUUUUCCUGUUCUGAGUGCGGAAAAUGUUUUUCAAUGAAGUCCAAGCUUUCCACACAUCAGAGAAUACACACGGGGGAGUGGCCUUUUUACUGUUCUGAGUGUGGGAAAUGUUUUUCGGAUAAGUCCAGUUUUUCAACACAUCAGAGAUCUCACACGGGGGAGAAGCCUUUUUCCUGUUCUGAGUGCGGGAAAUGUUUUUCAGUGAAGUCCAGUCUUUCCAAACAUCAGAGAUCUCACACGGGAGAGAACCCCUUUUCCUGCCCUGAGUGCGGGAAAUGUUUUUCAGUGAAGUCCAAUCUUUCCACACAUCAGAGAUCUCACACGGGGGAGAAGCCUUUUUCCUGUUCUGAGUGUGGGAAAUGUUUUUCAGUGAAGUCCAGUCUUUCCAAACAUCAGAGAUCUCACACAGGGGAGAAGCCGCAUUCUUGUCCUGCGUGCGGGAAAUGUUUUUCAGAGAAGUCCCAUCUUUACAGACAUCAGAGAACUCACACGAGGGAGAAGCCGCUUUCCUGUACUGAGUGCGGGAAGGGUUUCCGUUCUAAAUCCAGGCUGAAUGAGCAUAAAAGAUCUCAUACAGGAGAGAAGCUGUAUUCCUAUCCUGAGUGCGGAAAAUGUUUUUCAGUGAAGUCCAGUCUUUACACACAUCAGAGAUCUCACACGGGGGAGAAGCCGUAUUCCUGUCCUGAGUGCGGUAAAUGUUUUUCAAAGAAGUCCUAUCUUUCCAGACAUCAGAGAUCUCACACGGGGGAGAAGCCGUAUUCCUGUCCUGAGUGUGGGAAAUGUUUUUCAGAUAAGUCCAGUCUUUCCUCACAUCAGAGAUCUCACACGGGAGAGAAGCCGUAUUCCUGUCCUGAGUGCGGGAAAUGUUUUUCAGCGAAGUUCAGUCUUUCCACACAUCAGAGAUCUCACACGGGGGAGAAGCCAUAUUCCUGUCCUGAGUGCGGGAAUUGUUUUUCAGCGAAGUACAGUCUUUCCACACAUCAGAGAUCUCACACAGGGGAAAAGCCGUAUUCCUGUCCUGAGUGCGGGAAAUGUUUUUCAGCAAAGUACAGUCUUUCCACACAUCAGAGAUCUCACACAGGAGAAAAGCCUUAUUCCUGUCCUGAGUGUGGGAAAUGUUUUUCAGAUAAGUCCAGUCAUAACACACAUCAGAGAUCUCACACGGGGCAGAAGCCGUAUUCCUGUCCUGAGUGUGGGAAAUGUUUUUCAGUGAAGUCCAGUCUUUCCAAACAUCAGAGAUCUCACACAGGGGAGAAGCCGUAUUCCUGUCCUGAGUGCAGGAAAUGUUUUACACAAAAAUCAGACCUUGUCAAACAUCAGAGAUCUCACACGGGGGAAAAGCCAUAUUCCUGUCCUGAGUGCAGGAAAUGUUUUUCAGCGAAGUCCAAUUGUGACACACAUCAGAGAUCUCACACAGGAGAGAAGCUAUAUUCCUGUUCUGAGUGCGGGAAAUAUUUUUCAGCAAAGUCCAGUCUUUACAAACAUCAGAGAUCUCACACAGGGGAGAAGCCAUAUUCCUGCAGCGGUUGCGGGAAAUGUUUUACAAUGAAGUCCUAUCUUCAUACACAUCAGAAAUCUCACACAGGAGAGAAUUCGUAUUUCUGUGCUGAGUGUGGGAAAAGUUUCCCUUUUAAAUCCAAUCUUGAUGUGCAUAAAAGAUCUCACACUGGGGAGAAGCCGCAUUCCUGUCCUGAGUGUGGGAAAUGUUUUUCAGUGAAGUCCCAUCUUUCCACACAUCGGAGAUCUCACACGGGAGAAAAGCCGUAUUCCUGUCCUGAGUGCGGGAAAUGUUUUUCAGUGAAGUCCAGUCUUUACACACAUCAGAGAUCUCACACAGGGGAGAUGCCGUAUUCCUGUCCUGAGUGCGGGAAAUGUUUUACACAGAAGUCCAAUCUUUACUCACAUCAGAGAUCUCACACGGGGGAGAAGCCAUAUUCCUGUCUUGAGUGUGGGAAAUGUUUUUCACUGAAGUCCCAUCUUUACUCACAUCAGAGAUCUCACACGGGGGAGAAGCCGUAUUCCUGUGCUGAGUGCGGGAAAUGUUUUACACAGAAGUUCAAUCUUAACACACAUCAGAGAUCUCACACAGGGGAGAAGCCGCAUUCCUGUCCU